Schistocerca serialis cubense is the source of this 8785-nucleotide messenger RNA. It is a transcript of the gene lilli, whose product is annotated as AF4/FMR2 family member lilli. NCBI's taxonomy places the organism in Eukaryota, Metazoa, Arthropoda, Insecta, Orthoptera, Acrididae. The coding region runs from base 558 to 5705 and encodes 1715 amino acids. The transcript has 20 exons. Gene Ontology annotation, biological process: regulation of gene expression. Gene Ontology annotation, cellular component: nucleus; super elongation complex. The record is from RefSeq and is a predicted model, not a curated record.
UUCUAAGUGACAGAAAAUGGAGGCUAUCGAGAGCGGGAAUGCUGAGUAAUGCGCAUGUCUGAAGAUAUCUUUCAACCCGUGUGUGAACGACCGCAGUAUGGAACCAUACUUAAACGUAUAGUGCUAUGGACGUGCGGUUUUGCGUGUGACAACGUUUUAAUUGCUGUGUUUUGUCUUGUAUGCAGAGAAAAGCUAAUGCAUAAUGAUGAUUAUCUUCGUGCAGAAAGAUUCGCAUGUGUUCUGAGGUACAGUUUUUUCAAGCAGAUAUACGAAAAUGCAGGAGUGAUUUCUGAAAGUUAGAUAUGUGUGCGUUUGCAAGGUGUUCAAUUUUAAUUUUGACCGUACAAAAUACAUCUUGGCAGCUCCUCUUCGGUGGAUGAAGAGGAAAGAAAAUUAUGAGGUGAACGGAAGUGUUGCCCGUUGUUACAUUUGGUGCUUAAAAUAGCGUGAAAAGACAGUUUAUUUAUCAGUGAUAGUGUUCUUUAGAGUUCCUUUCAACACUAGUGUGUUCCUGUGUAUACACACUGGCGCUCGGUAAUGACGAUACAUAUGGAAACAUGCUGGACACUUCAGUUUACGAAAGUCGAAGCUCUUGGAAUCCAAUGAAGAGAUCACGCGUGGACAGGAACCAGCUGCGCGAGCGCGAGCGGCAGGCGCGCGCCCAGAUGUCGCAGCAGCAGAGCGACCGGGAGGCGGACAUCAGCGCGCCUCUGUUCGGGGCUCCCGUCAAGGUGACGCCUUCGCCGGCGGACACGACUGCCUCGCAGAUCCAGCGCAAGCUGGGCAACUACGAGAUGAUGCAGCGGUUGCUGGUGGACGAGCCCAAGCGGCUCAUCGGCAUCGACGGCCUGCCUCCGGCGUCCCCCGCGCCGCCCUCCGCCGUCGUCGCCCCCGCCGCUUCGCGGCUCGCCCCGCCCCACCAGGGGAGCGAGUUCAAGAAGCCACCGCGGCACCACUCGCAGCCCCAACUGCAGCCGCAGCCGCUGCUGCAGCCCCUGGUGGCUCCGGCCCAGCCGCCGCCUCCCCCGCCGCAGCAGCAGGUCCGGGGCAGCUUCCUGAAGCCCGCGGACGGCAAGCCGGCGUACGGGGGCCGCGGCGGCUACCCUGGCCGGCCGCUCAAGCCGGGCGAGCCGCGCGCCAACGGCGCACUGCCGCCCAGCAAGGGCCCGCCCAGGCACGCCAACGCCACCCGCGUGCACCCCGCCGCCAUCGGGCUGCCGCCGCACUCGCAAGACCCGCAGAUGUCAAUUUCUCGGGACCAGACUUCAGUGGAGAAGAUGUUGAAGGAGAUGAUUGGAGGAAGUGUGACUCCUGUGACAGCAAUAGCUACUCCAAGGAAGGAGCCAGAGACCAAAUUCACCUUCAAUCCUCAUCUGAAUGCGAUAACAGACGUGCUUCCAGCGCAGCUGCCGGUCGGCCGAAAAAGCGAUAUUACGGCGCCAUCUCCACCGCCGUCCGUGCCAUCGGAUCUACUGGAAAAGGAUCUGACGCUGUCCGACGACAGCGAUGCGGCGGAUCCGCUUCAGCCGCCCGGUGCAGAUCUGCUGCUGGCCAGGGACAUUCCGGGCCUUCCAGGCGUCACUCACCCGUGUGGUGUGCCUCUGUCAAUGCUGAGCCCACAGACGACACCACUGCUGCAUUUGCAACCACCCCAGGCGACGCCUGUACCUGCACCAGUGCCACCUAUGUCGCCAGUAGUGGAUGUUGAGACAGAGAUGAGCACUGCCCCUGUGCUGCCACUGACUUCACCACCACCACCUCUGCCUCCGCCCACCAUCGCAACCAAUGGUGGCCAUAGUGUUGUCUCUCCAUCGUCUAGCGACCCUGAUACACAUUCAUCUGCAAGCUCGAGCAGUUCUAGUAGUGGUGAAGAUGACGACGACGAUGAUGAUGAGCAGCCGUCUGCUUUGGAUGACAUGCUGGUGCCACAACCAGAGCAAAGCCCGGGCCGGCCACCCUCCAGUGCUUCAGCCCCAGCAGCUACUACUGCUGCUCUCUCUGACGCUGUCACAGCUGUGGCACCUAAUGAGGAGACCAAUAACAACCGCAGCUGGGGUCUGGCAAAUUUCCUUCAUGCUCAGCAAGAUAGAUCACUGCAGGAGUGCAUGAGUCGCUGCAGUCCAAGUUCGAGGUUGGAACUACCACCUGCUCCCGCUGUACCAAGGGCUCCCCCUCAUGUACCUGACUCUGAUGACGAUGACAAUGAAGAGGAUAAUGACGACGAUGAUGGUGAAGAUGAAGAAGAGGAAGAAGAGGAGCAGCAACAGCAGCGUCGGCAAGAGGAUGAGGAAGAAGAGGAUGAAGAGGGUGAUUGCAUGACCAAGAUGACACGUGAGGUAGUUGUACAUCCUGUACAGCCCGUAUCGAGCAUGUCAUCAGACGAAGAACCUGCUCCACCGCCACAGCAGCCAGUUGUGGCUCCUGUGGUACGCCGCCCAACGGGUGCUGCAGAACGCCGCCACAGACCUCGUACAUUGCGCAAACAAAUUGUCAGUGCUACACCACCUGGUGACAAUAGUGAUUCGGACACGGCACCACAACCACCACCACCCAGGCCACGACCCCAUGUUGCACGAAUACGACCGUCUGUCAGUAGCAACAGCACGUGCAGCAGCACCUCGUCCGAUGAGGCACCUGCGCCUCCUCCAGCUACUAACACAACCCCAGCUCCCAUCCUGCCUGCCACUUUGCCUUCUACUCUGCACAAGAAACCACCCCGUAUCCAGUCCUCAUCUUCCACAUCAUCAUCGUCGUCGUCUGAUGAUGAAACCCCACGUGGACCGAGUGGUGCAGUUGCGGCAAUACCACCUGUAGCACGUUCUUCCCCAGCAGCCCCAAAUACCUCAGAAACCUCAGUUCCUGUUCCGAGUAGACCUGUAGCACGUGAUGUCUCGUCUAGUGAUUCUGACAGUGAUGUGCCUGUACCUUCUAAAAGAAAAACUGCUGCAGCUAUUGCGUCAGUGCCACCAGCGGGAAAGGUGAAACAGCGUGAUCGGACUAAAGAUACCGCAACUCGCAAGGAACGUGCAAAACCUUCACAGAGGCGGGCACGUAGAGAAGAAGGUGUGCGCCCCAGUCGAGGUGCCGCCUCACGCCUCAAGAUUAUCACCCCGGAGGAGUGCCCCACUACGACUGAUUCAGAGGCCGAAGACAACUGUCGCCCAACUGCAGCACCGCAUCCCCUCAGUGCACCUACACCAGCUGCUGCAGCACUUCCUUCCGUGUCAGCAUUGUCAACUGCUUCCUCCUCCGGUGCCAAAAUUCGUGCAGGAAGGGCUGGAGUGUCGGGUCGACGGCGGACAUCUGGCAGCGACAUUGACAGGUCACCUCCACGACCGGCUGCUGACGAGAGUCCACCUGAGUUGGACUCUGAGGACAAAGCAGUACAAGACAAGAAGAAAAAUGACACUCUGCGAAAAUUGUUCUCAACAAAAACUAGGGACCAGGAAGGUGGCUAUGGCGGUAAAGGGAAAGGGGGUGGUAAAGGAAAAGGUGGCAAAGGUAAAGGUGGAGUCAUUGUAGUAGAAUGUGUUUCAUCAUCUGAACGUGCUGCCAAUGAGGAGGCAGAGACGACAGCUCGUAUGCCGAGUCCGGCGCCACCGUCACCGUGUCCACCACCUCCACCCCCUCUUCCUCCACCUCCACCAGCACAGGUAGUGCCUACUCCAUCGGAAGAACGCAAGUCUCCUAUGCUAACUCAAUCUUCCCAAGAUAGCAAGCGUAGGAUAAAACACGAGGAUCCUCCGGUGAAUGUUGCCGAUAGGGACGCUCCUCCAGAGAAAACCCGCAAGAAAAUAGCAAGGGACAGUGGUUCAGGCAAGCGCAACAAAACCUCACCGGAGGCAGGCAAGUCUCCUGCAACUGCUUCUGCUGCUCCAAUAAAGAGUGAGCCAGUGGAAGCACAGGGAGUGCCACGGCUACUAUGCAGCAUCAGCCUCUCGCGGCUCACUUACAUACCGCCGAAACCAGGUGUCAAGGCUGAGCCUCAGAACAGCCCAGCAUCUUCACCUGUUAAGGAGCAACAUUGUGAUGCAGAAGAAGAGUCAAAACAGCAGAUUCGUGCCCGUCUCUUUGGUGACCCAGUGUCUAAUAAUUCCGAGCCACCGUGUAGUAAAAAACGGACUCGUUCGCCGAGCUGCGAGUCCCCUGAGGAGGGGGAGAUAGUGAUGCCAAAGUGUGAAAGUGUGGACGCUAAUAAAGGUGCCACAAGUGCUACCACAAGUUCAGUGAGUAGCCGUGAUGUUGAAGUAUCAGAAAAACCACAGAAAAAGCCCAAGAAGCAUCGAAGCCAAAGUAGGGAUAGCAGCCACAAGCACUCAAAUGGCCGAGGUGCUGUAAGUGUAGGAGAGAAACAGGAGACUGAGGUGAAAGGACAUCACCGAUCAAAGUCGAAGCAACGAGAUAAAGACCGUGAGCGUGGUAGUGAUGGGAAGUCCCAUCGGCACAGUCGCACAUACGGUCAUCACAGGCGUGAGCGACGGGUCAGUGUGAGCAGCUCUGCUUCGUCUCAGAAUGUGCCAGAAGCUCCUCCCUCUUCUUCCAUUCCCCAGCUGGAGCAAGCACCCGAACAGCAUCAGCCUUCUCCAGCACAGCCCAUAGCUUCCACAUCAAGUGGUGUGACAGGAACGACGAAUGUGUGCCGUCUCCCCUCUGACAGCGACAGCGAAGAUGAGCCACACCGGCCCUCUAGUCAGGUCGACAUGGCAUUGUCAGACAUCCAGCCAACGAACCACGAGAGGGAAGUAGCUGGAAUCCUGGGGAGGCAUUCUCCAGGUCCUAGCUCAGACUCUCACCUUGGGUGGCCUCCCCCUGCCACACCCGCCCAAAGGGUGUACUACUCGUACUUCGAGCGUGACGAUGAAGGCUCGGGUGACGAGGGCCGUGACCAGAACCGGUUCCUGACUGAGGCUAAACGACUGAAGCAUGGAGCAGACCGUGAAACUGACCAUACUGCACAAGGAAUGCAAUACCUUGAAGCUGUGUUGUUUUUCCUGCUGACUGGUAAUGCCAUGGAGCAUGAUAGCUGUACUGAGAAAGCUGCUUUCACUAUGUACAAGGAUACACUCAGCCUUAUCAAAUACAUUUCAUCAAAGUUCCGUGGAACUCAAAGCUGUACACCCCAAGGCAGCAUACACAGCAAACUUGCUAUAUUGAGUUUGAGGUGCCAGUCGCUGCUAUAUUUCAAACUCUUCCAAAUAAAGAAGUAUGAAGUGAAGGAGUUUCAGAAAGUGAUCGCUGAGUAUCAGCAGAGGGCACCAACUCUUCAACAGGAGCAAGUUGUAGGUGGUCAGGGAACUCCAUCUCCCUUGUCACCAACACCAUCACCAGCUGGCUCUGUGGGUUCAGUCAGCUCCGUGGGUUCCCUGGGGUCGUCCGGUUACAGCAGUGAUGCCCGAGGAGUAGGACCCACACAGCCUGUGAUUCCACAGCAGCAUUCUGCUCCCCCUCCUUGUGUUGCAGUUCCUCUGUCGGUGCACAGUGCCAUGCAGCGCCAGAAUCAGUUCUUCACGUAUCUGACAUCCUGCUUUGAUCUGUGGGAGCAGGCUGAUGGCCUUGUUUAUAAGGGCAAGCACAGGGAAUUCUUCAUUGAGCUGGAUCGAUACUGCGGACCGUUAACAUUGCACAGUUCUUUGAAUGACCUGGUUCGAUAUGUGAGGAUUGGCAUCCAGAGGCUCAAAGAGAUCUCAUCUGCACAGCCGACAUGACAGCCUUUCGUGAGAGUGGACUUCUAAUCCUCCCACAAUAUACACACAUACAGUUUUUUUGUAACUGUUUGGGUGCCAUUUCUUGGUAGAUGUGGUCCAUUGCUGUUCCAGUUGCUCUGCAUAGAAGAUAUGCAGACAUGGAGUUCUCAUAUGAGAAAGGCUUCAUACAAAAGCAGUGUUGUAUAUUUUUGUACAUAUUAUAGAGUUGAGGUACUAAUAUUGUUACUAGAAAUUAUUUAAAAUUGUGUAAAAUAAAGAGUGUGUUAAUUGACAAAUGGUUGUCAUGAGAGGCCGUGUGUUGGAGUUUUGGGUGUUUCACCAAAAGAAGCUAUAGAGAGAAUAUUUCUUUCUUCACUGAUUGAACAUUCUUGUUUAUACAUAUGUACAUAUUUCUUCUGCUGGUCUUCAUUUCCCUUAUCUCCUUGUAGUUAUUACUCAUACAAUACUUUCUUCUUGAUUUGUGACUGGAUAAAUGCGCACAUUUUUUUCCUGUGCGUCCAUUUCUCUCUGUCAUUACCUUUCAAUUUUUUCUGUUCUUGUUGGACGUACCAUUUAUGUUAAGAAAUGAAAGGCAUCCAUGACAAGUGUGAAGUGCAUGUGAACUGUUUAAUAUUAAAAUAUUUAUAAUUGCAAAUUUUGUACAGUUUUCAAACAAAGAAAUGUCAUAAAAUAUCCACAUGUAAAAUAAUAAGAUACCUUCAGUUAUGUCCCAUGUAUUUUCGGAUAUAAAUUAAUAUCUGAUGUGUAGUAUUUUUUUGUGAGUAAAGAUGUAAUAGAAACAAAUUUAUAUUGUUGUCUUACAUUAGUAGCAGUAUAGUGCAAUCAGAAUAUUAAGUCCACAUAUUUCUUUAUGAAUAUGAGAUAUAUUAUAUACAUAAACUUAACAUAUAUGAAAGGUUUGUGAAUAAACUUGUUACCUAAUUUGUUGCUGUAACAGCGUUGUAGUUAUGGUUGAAUGCUCCCCCUCCCUCCUUUCUCAUGGCAGCAUAUUUCUCUUGCAUUUUAACUGUGUUGGAUGCCUUUUGAUUUUGCCAUGAUCUGCAGUGUCUGAGGUAGUUCUUGAAAUUAUCUGAGAUAAUGUGUCAGCAAGAAAAGAAAUCCAAAACAUAUGAGAAUAGGAUUUUAUGGAGGCUUAGUUACAGCAACGCUGUUUUCAACCGAGUUGCUUACUGAAAGGCUUUGUCUCAGAUGAAGAAAUACCUUUGUCAUAUUGAACUUGCACUGAUGUUUGUUACACAUGUAAUUAAUGGCUUCUCUUUUUGGCUUUUUAAUUGUCUAAAUUUGAGUACUUAUUAUGAUCUCUGUAAUUGUGUUUUCAUAUAAUGUCCUGAUAUUUGAAUGCUGGAAUAUAGGUCUGGUUUCUUGUUGAGUUGGAAGGUGUCAGCCUACCCUAAUAAUUUAGGGCUGUGGUUCAUUGCAAAAUAUUUUCAUUACCUGUAUUAUCUUCCCCCUUAUUAAAACAAGUUUCUUCAAAAUAUAAAAUCAUUGGUUUUCAAUAAAUGCUAUAUUCUGAAAUGGCCGAUUUUGGAAGUAACAAUGUAUGGUAUACAGUGAAGCUACAUGUUGAAGCCCUUACAUUCAAAGAAUGUUAAAUCUUUCCUUUUGCUGCAGGUAACUUCUCCAUCAAGGGAAGAUCACUCAUUUUCAUUUGAACUGCAGUGCAUAACUUGUCUCAAUUAUCUCAGUCCAGGCAACAUUAAUUAUGCCCAGUUGAUGUCUCGUGCUAGGAAUUUACUACUUGUUUCUGCUGUUUGGUUGAAACUGAUUUUACGUACGGACUUAUAGCAAUGAAAUUUUAAGUAUAGCAAAAUAAGUGAAUAAAGUAACAAAUUUUAUUGAAACUAAGUUUAUGGAAUUUUUUAAAACCAGCAGUUUUGGAAAAUAUGAACUGAAUAUGUUUCUGCUGUCCAUUGGUGUGCACAGUUGUCAGAAAUCACCUUGUUUUAAUUAAAUCAACAAUUUUGUUUAAUACAGAGGUAUUGUUGUGAUAAUAUUUAAAUAUUCUUUGUUAUGUUAAUUGUGUACAGUGUAAAGUAUAUUUAUUUAUUUACAUCUUUCCUUACCACAACACUGCUGCUUAUAUCAUUGUCAUAUUUAAAACUGUAUUCAUGAACUGAAAAUUAUUUUGAUAAUACUUAUUGGAAAAGUAAUUAAUGGACAAUGCAGGGUCAGUGGAAUAUGAAAUGUAUUAAAUACUGCCAUAUAUUUUUUAUUGUGCAGUGCCGAGAUUGAAUUUUGUUCAAGUCAAUACUCAUUUUGUUGGCAUAUUGAUGUAACAUACAAAGUAAAAUCCUGAUAACUGUAUAUAGCAGAUAUUAUUAUAUUUUGUAUAUUGAAUGUAAUAAUUUCAGUCAUAAAAUUUUUGGAGAUUCAUUUCUGAUCUGUUCAGUAAUUUCAGAAUCUGUGCACUUGAAUGCGCCUGUUUGUGUAAACCUCUACAGAAGUGCUGUCCGAGAUGUGUAUGACGAGUCAGUGAAGGAGAAAUAUAAUUGUUCCACUUAUCAGCUGGUAAAACUAGGCCUGGCUUUGUUAAAUAAGUUGGCAUUGUUUGCAUCCUCUGUUGCCUAAUGACUGAUAUUGCUGUAUUCAGGGUGUGCAGAUAAAUUUGUCAGCAAUACAUUUUUAACAUGGAAUAACUGCUAUAGACUGCUUGAAUGAUUGUGUGCUGAUAGAUAAGCUUCAUUAGAGAAUAUUUUUGUGAGUAUAUUUUUUGUGCAGCGUUUAUUUUAUAUAAAGUAAUUUAGAGGUCAAAUAGAACACCAGCAUUGGUCACCUUGUAACUGAGCCUCCUGAAAACGACAUAGUUAAUUUUAAAAUUUAAUAAAAGUAUAUAUAUUAAGAAAGAAACCAAAGUUUAUUUAAGGAAAUAGAAAACAAAGCAGACAAAAAGAAGCCUAAAAGUGACCUUCUGUAACACAACCAGCAGUACCUUUAUAAUAAAAAUCAAGUGAAGUGUAGUGUAAGAAUAGUUGUGAGAAGAAACAUUAUAUUUCAUCCUUGAAGGACUCAAUUGUUUUACAAAUUUAUUAUCAUUAUUAUUAUUAUUAUAUAAUUGUAAAUAUAUGGAACUUAUUUGAGAA